Messenger RNA from Pteronotus mesoamericanus, 3209 nucleotides. It is a transcript of the gene SPNS2, whose product is annotated as SPNS lysolipid transporter 2, sphingosine-1-phosphate. Lineage: Eukaryota; Metazoa; Chordata; Mammalia; Chiroptera; Mormoopidae. The coding region runs from base 16 to 1662 and encodes 548 amino acids. The transcript has 13 exons. Gene Ontology annotation, cellular component: membrane. Gene Ontology annotation, molecular function: sphingolipid intramembrane carrier activity; transmembrane transporter activity. The record is from RefSeq and is a predicted model, not a curated record. Gene Ontology annotation, biological process: sphingosine-1-phosphate receptor signaling pathway; lipid transport; transmembrane transport.
GCGAUCCCGGCCGGCAUGAUGUGCCUGGAAUGCGCCUCAGCGGCGGCGGGCGGCGCGGAGGAGGAGGAGGCGGACGCGGAGCGGCGCCGGCGCCGGGGGGCGCAGCUAGGGACUAGCGGAGCUGGUUGCUGCGGGGCGCGGGCAGCGGGCGCCGCUGGAGUCGCGGCCGCCGACGAUGAGGUGCAGACGCUGUCGGGCAGUGUGAGACGGGCCCCGUCGGGACCUCCAAGCACCCCCAGCACCCCCAGCUGCGCAGCCGCUGCCAAGGGCCCGGGCGCGCAGCAGCCCAAACCCGCCAGCUUGGGCCGCUGGCGGUGGGCAGCCGCCGCCAUCCUCAGCUUGGGCAACGUGCUCAACUACCUGGACAGGUACACCGUAGUAGGUGUCCUUCUGGAUAUCCAGCAGCACUUUGGGGUCAAGGACCAAAGUGCCGGAUUGCUGCAGUCAGUGUUCAUCUGCAGCUUCAUGGUGGCUGCCCCCGUCUUUGGCUACCUGGGCGACCGCUUCAACAGGAAGGUGAUCCUCACCUGCGGCAUUUUCUUCUGGUCGGCAGUCACGUUCUCCAGCUCCUUCAUCUCCCAGCAGCACUUCUGGCUGCUGGUCUUGUCCCGGGGGCUGGUGGGCAUCGGCGAGGCCAGCUACUCCACCAUCGCGCCCACCAUCAUUGGCGACCUCUUCACCAAGAACACACGCACGCUCAUGCUGUCUGUCUUCUACUUCGCCAUCCCGCUGGGCAGCGGCCUGGGCUACAUCACUGGCUCCAGUGUGAAGCAGGCAGCCGGAGACUGGCACUGGGCCUUGCGGGUGUCCCCCAUCGUGGGCAUGAUCACAGGGACACUCAUCUUCAUCCUGGUCCCAACCACGAAGAGAGGCCAUGCCGACCAGCUCGGGGGGCAGCUCAAGGCACGGACCUCGUGGCUCCGAGACAUGAAGGCCCUGAUCCGCAACCGCAGCUACGUCUUCUCCUCCCUGGCCACGUCGGCUGUGUCCUUCGCCACAGGGGCCCUGGGCAUGUGGAUCCCGCUCUACCUGUACCGUGCCCAAGUCGUGCAGAAGACGGCAGAGACGUGCAGCAGCCCGCCAUGUGGGGCCAAGGACAGCCUCAUCUUCGGGGCCAUCACCUGUUUCACGGGCUUUCUGGGUGUGGUCACGGGCGCGGGAGCCACACGCUGGUGCCGCCUUCGGACCCAGCGAGCCGACCCGCUGGUGUGCGCUGUGGGCAUGCUGGGCUCUGCCAUCUUCAUCUGCCUCAUCUUCGUGGCCGCCAAGAGCAGCAUUGUGGGGGCCUAUAUCUGCAUCUUUGUCGGGGAGACGCUGCUGUUUUCUAACUGGGCCAUCACUGCAGACAUCCUCAUGUGUGUGGUCAUCCCCACAAGACGGGCCACCGCCAUGGCCCUGCAGAGCUUCACCUCUCACCUGCUGGGGGACGCUGGCAGCCCCUACCUCAUCGGCUUUAUCUCCGACCUGAUCCGCCAGAGCACCAAGGACUCGCCUCUCUGGGAGUUCCUGAGUCUGGGCUACGCCCUCAUGCUCUGCCCCUUCGUUGUGGUCCUGGGUGGCAUGUUCUUCCUGGCCACUGCUCUCUUCUUCCUCAGGGACCGUGCCAAGGCUGAGCAGCAGGCGAGCGAGCUGGCGAUGCCGCCCGCAUCCAUGAAGGCCUGAGGCGGUGCCUCUGGAACUAUGAAGAGCGCUCCCUCCCACCUAGCCUGGGAGGUGUCCUUCAGCACCCCAGCCCUGCUGGGUUGUCCAGCUUCACACGCAACCCACGGCUGGAUACCCACCGUCUCUGGUCUGGGACCACCGAGUGGCCAUGGCUCCAAGAGGAGCCUGUGUCCUCAACGAACCCGGAGGGCCACGUGCACUGGGGCCACAUGGGUGGACAGACCCCCAGCCUUGGGCCGGGGCUGCAGGGGCCCUGGGACCCAAGAAGAAGACAGCCCCCACUGGGCGUGUGGAGAGAGCCUGGGCUGCCACCCGCUUACGUCCUGGGCAGGUCCCUGCCCUCUCCAGACCGCAGGGCCAGGGAGCUGGACUUGCCCUCGCAGCUUGCCAGGCAAGGCACUCGCUGCAGCUUUGGAGACCCAACGGCUCCUGGACUGCACCCAGAGGCGGCCCAGGCCCCAGGGUGUCACUUCAGGCUCUGAGGCUUCCUGGUGUGUGGGAACCAUGGCCUUUCAGUCGGGCCUCUGACCUGAGUGUCAGUGGACUCAGCCUGACACCCGUCACUGAGAAUUCCCCAGCCUGGACAGUCCCUUGCCUCUGCUGCUUUGGGCUGGUUCUUGGCCCGGACGUCUCCUGGGUGAGGACCAUCUGAGUGGAGAGCUGGCAUCGCCAGGGGUGAAGGCCCUGGUGGUUGCUACGUGUCACCUGUGCCCUCAGGCCUGAGACCAUGGGGGUUGCCUGCCUGGGAGACAGGGCUCCCUGCAGUCCCUGUUAUCUUCCUGGACGCCCCACAGAAGCCAGAAUCUACUCCUGCCCCCCACAGGGCUCUUGCCAGAGGUAGGGCCCAGGGGGACUCUUCCUGGAACCCAUGGGCAGCAGCCAGGGCUCUGCCAGCCAGGGGCGGUGGCCCUCCACUGAGCUUCCUGACCCAAGGGAGAGCUGGUGGAGGACGAGGCCCGAGAGGCUGCGGCUCCUGAGCCGCCUCCACCCAGCGUCGGCGCUGCUGCUCACGUGCACCUCCGCAGCCCACGGCCGCCCCGGGGUCCCAUCUGCGUACACUAUCCCACCCUCACAGCCACACGCAGGGCGCAGCUGCUGAAUCUCACACCAGACCCUGGCGCCCAGUGUGCAGCUCGCCGCAGCCCCUCUGCUCCACUCCCCUCCCCGCACAUUUGCUGGAAUCAAGGCGGUUCUGGUCUGGGGGCCCCUCGGAGACCCGAAGAGCCGGCUUAGACAAUGCUCUCCUUGCCCUGUAGUCAGUGGCUGGCGUGGCUUCAGUGGUGUCUAAGCUACUGGAAUACCCACUCCCCACCAAGCUCUGGGGCGCCUUGGAGGGGGCCUAACAAGGGGGUAGGAUCCCCCAAAGACCAGCCUGGCCUCCACCCUCACCCCAGCCUCAACUGGGGCCCCAGCAAUCUUUUCUUGUUGUACAAGAACCAGGUCCAAGUGUUGCCUCCUCUUCCUUCCGGAAGCCAAACUGCUCCUUUAUUUUUUAGAGCUGCUGAUUGUGAAUCUCAGAGUCUUAAGAGAGAAACCAAAUAUAUUCC